AUGCAGGAUGCUCUGGACGAUGAUGCCUUCACUUACAGUGUCAAGGCUGAGAGCCCGGCAUCCAUGGCCGGCACAGUCGCCUGGCACGAGCAGGUGAAGGAACUUCUCACCGUCAUCGAGGACAUCCGCAUGGAGGAGGACAACUUCAAAGCUGGCGGCGAGCCAAUUGCACACAUCCGCGGCACUGUCAACAAUCCGAAGUCCUCGCGAGGGACACUGUUCGUGCUUACCAACAUACACUACAAGUCAGGCAAGGUUUCUCCAGUCUCCACCGUGGAUCUCGCGGGUUCCGAGGAUCCUGCGGUCAUGGUCGGAGGCUUCUUGCGAUUCGUGAACCGUCCAGGUGUUCCGGAAUGCGAUCCUGCCAACGGCAAGACGCCAGCCCAGCUGAUGGCAAA
Molecule: messenger RNA, 398 nt
Organism: Symbiodinium pilosum
Lineage: Eukaryota; Dinophyceae; Suessiales; Symbiodiniaceae
Source: the annotation of a GenBank genome assembly